AUGCCGCGUGCAACUGUGUCGUUCAAGCAUGAAGAGCAGGAGUGGACGCACGAUUUCGAAGUCGACGCAGCUACGACUGUGCUGGACUUGAAGAGGAAAAUGACGUCUUCUGCGCCAGAGCAUGCGGCAUGGUUUGAUCUAUGCCGAGAUGGAGCUGCUCUUAAGAACACUGAGCUGGUCGAUCCGCUCGCCAUCUACAUUUUCCAUUACCUUGGCCCCAGCGGAGGUGACCAGGAUCAUGACAUCAUUGACCUUGGCGUUGUCCCGGCUGGCGAGGAUGCUGAUGAGCCCUUCAAAGCUGCCAGAGAUGGGCCGGCUCCAGUUACGGAGAACGUUCCGGCUGUUCCGCGAUGGAAGAUUACAGGAGGCUCGGACAAGGGUGGCAUCAUAGUGCGACAGUCCGAGUCGUUGAAAUCCGCUGACCUUGGCCGUGUGAGCACGGGAGCCAUAGUCGAGGAGAUUGCAAGAGUUGGAGACAGGCUUUGCUACAGGCUUGAAGAAGGUACUGGACCGGUAAAAGGCUGGGUCAGCAUCCGCGUCUCCGGGAAGGAGCUGGUUGAAAAGAUUUCCUGA
Messenger RNA from Symbiodinium pilosum, 573 nucleotides. The record is from the annotation of a GenBank genome assembly. NCBI's taxonomy places the organism in Eukaryota, Dinophyceae, Suessiales, Symbiodiniaceae.